UUCUCUGUCUAGCUGUGACUGGCUGAGGCGGCGCAGCGGCAUAGGGACGGUAGCCUUGCCCGAUUGGUGUGUCCCUUUAAUACAAGAAAAUGGAAACUGAACAGCCAGAGGAAACCUUUCCCAACACCGAAACCAAUGGCAAAUUUGGUAAACGCCCUGCUGAAGGUAUGGAAGAGGAACAAGCUUUUAAAAGAUCUAGAAACACAGAUGAGAUGGUUGAAUUACACAUUCUGCUUCAGAGCAAGAAUGCUGGGUCAGUGAUUGGAAAAGGCGGCAAGAAUAUUAAGGCUCUCCGUACAGACUACAAUGCCAGUGUUUCAGUCCCAGACAGCAGUGGCCCCGAGCGCAUAUUGAGUAUCAGUGCUGAUAUUGAGACAAUUGGAGAAAUUCUGAAGAAAAUCAUCCCUACCUUGGAAGAGGGCCUGCAGUUGCCAUCACCCACUGCAACCAGCCAGCUCCCGCUCGAAUCUGAUGCUGUGGAAUGCUUAAAUUACCAACACUAUAAAGGAAGCGACUUUGACUGCGAGUUGAGACUGUUGAUUCAUCAGAGUCUGGCAGGAGGAAUUAUUGGGGUCAAAGGUGCUAAAAUCAGAGAACUUGGAGAGAACACUCAGACAACAAUCAAGCUUUUCCAGGAACGUCGUCCUCAAUCCACUGACAGAGUCGUUCUUAUUGGAGGAAAACCUGAUAGGGUUGUAGAGUGCAUAAAGAUCAUCCUUGAUCUUAUAUCAGAGUCUCCCAUUAAAGGACGUGCUCAGCCUUAUGAUCCCAACUUUUACGAUGAAACCUAUGAUUAUGGUGGUUUUACAAUGAUGUUUGAUGACCGCCGUGGACGUCCUGUGGGAUUUCCCAUGCGGGGAAGAGGUGGUUUUGACAGAAUGCCUCCUGGUCGGGGUGGGCGUCCCAUGCCUCCAUCCAGAAGAGAUUAUGAUGAUAUGAGCCCUCGUCGAGGACCUCCUCCACCUCCUCCCGGACGAGGUGGCCGGGGUGGUAGCAGAGCUCGGAAUCUUCCUCUUCCUCCACCACCACCUAGAGGGGGAGAUCUAAUGGCCUAUGACAGAAGAGGAAGACCUGGAGACCGUUAUGAUGGCAUGGUUGGUUUCAGUGCUGAUGAAACCUGGGACUCUGCAAUAGAUACAUGGAGCCCAUCAGGGUGGCAGAUGGCUUAUGAACCACAGGGUGGCUCUGGAUAUGAUUAUUCCUAUUCAGGGGGUCGUGGCUCAUAUGGUGAUCUUGGUGGACCUAUUAUUACUACACAAGUAACUAUUCCCAAAGAUCUGGCUGGAUCUAUUAUUGGCAAAGGUGGUCAGCAGAUUAAACAAAUCCGUCAUGAGUCAGGAGCGUCGAUCAAAAUUGAUGAGCCUUUAGAAGGGUCCGAAGACCAGAUCAUUACCAUUAUAGGAACACAGGACCAGAUACAAAAUGCACAGUACUUGCUGCAGAACAGUGUGAAGCAGUAUGCAGAUGUUGAAGGAUUCUAAUGCAAGAUAUUUUUUCUUUUUUAUAGUGUGAAGCAGUAUUCUGGAAAGUUUUUCUAAGACUAGUGAAGAACUGAAGGAGUCCUGCAUCAUUUUUUUUUAUUUGCUUCUGUUUAAAAAGCCAACAUUCCUCUGCUUCAUAGGUGUUCUGCAUUUGAGGUGUAGUGAAAUCUUUGCUGUUCACCAGAUGUAAUGUUUUAGUUCCUUACAAACAGGGGUGGGGGGUGGGGGAGGGUGUGCAAAAACUAACAUUGAAAUUUUGAAACAGCAGCAGAGUGAGUAAAUUUUAAUUUUUGUUCAUUGUUGGUGGUUUAAAAAAAAAUCCCCCCAUGUAAUUAUUGUGAACACUUUACUUUGUGAUCACUGUAACAUUUGGGGGGGGGUGGGACAGGGAGGGAAAGUAACAAUAGUCCAUAUGUCCCUGGCAUCUAUUCAGAGCAGUGUGCAGAAUGUAAUGCUCUUUUGUAAGAAACGUUUUAUGAUUUUUAAAAUAAAUUUAGUGAACCUA
Messenger RNA from Orcinus orca (killer whale), 1986 nucleotides. Its product is annotated as heterogeneous nuclear ribonucleoprotein K. The transcript has a single exon. The coding region runs from base 90 to 1481 and encodes 463 amino acids. Gene Ontology annotation, cellular component: cytoplasm; nucleus. The record is from RefSeq and is a predicted model, not a curated record. Gene Ontology annotation, biological process: regulation of transcription by RNA polymerase II; regulation of mRNA splicing, via spliceosome. Gene Ontology annotation, molecular function: mRNA binding. NCBI's taxonomy places the organism in Eukaryota, Metazoa, Chordata, Mammalia, Artiodactyla, Delphinidae.